Messenger RNA from Haliotis rufescens (red abalone), 3618 nucleotides. RefSeq lists its product as uncharacterized. Lineage: Eukaryota; Metazoa; Mollusca; Gastropoda; Lepetellida; Haliotidae. Gene Ontology annotation, biological process: positive regulation of DNA-templated transcription. The record is from RefSeq and is a predicted model, not a curated record. Gene Ontology annotation, molecular function: ubiquitin-protein transferase activity. Gene Ontology annotation, cellular component: nucleoplasm; chromatin. The transcript has 2 exons. The coding region runs from base 1406 to 2746 and encodes 446 amino acids.
GGUAACUGAUACUGGGCGUUAAUUGGGUUUUGUCAAAUAUCAUUUAUCAUCUUCUAGACAUAUAUGUGUAUCAGCAGACCUUGAUAUCAGUGUUAUGGUAUGCUGUAACAAGGAAGUCGCCUACUUUCGCUAUCACUUUAAAACAUAGCCUCACGGUGGUGUUAUAUCACAUCGCAAUGAGGCUAAGUGAAUAGAGACAAUAGCAAAUAUGUAUCAUCAUUCACUGGGGUAAAAGGUAAAAUAAUAGGCAGUCCUAAAUUCUACUUUCAGUGAACGUAUCCACUCAAUUGUUCUUUGUUUACUAUGAGUCGUUCUAUAUGUGACACCGUCGAUAGUGUGCACUACCAGUGUUCUCAAUAUAAGCGGGGGGAGGUUACUCGUGAGUGAUAGACGACAGGUCUAUGCUCCGAGGCGGGGCUGUGCACCUAAAGUGAGUGCACCGGGAGGCAAUGUAGAGUUUGGGCCGAACUCGCAUGGAUACUUCAUUAUAUUUGCCAUCAGAGAUCUUACCAUAUGUGCAAGUUAGCCAUUGGUGUUCUUUCCGAUGAAUGCAUACGUUGAUUAGAGAAAUUCAAACAAUUGACUGAUACUAAUUACAUGUCGUGUACCAUGUACCAUGUUGUAUUGUCAUCUCGUUGUCAACCAAUCCCUCGGGGCAUAAAAACAAGGCAUUUAAUUCAGGUAUUUGGCACGCCUGGGGGUAAUUACAAUUUAUAUGCACAUCUACAAAAUAACUAUAUGUUAAAGGUGACAUGAAGCCGCGACGUCCACUAUCAGGAUAUAUACGACAGCAGGUUUCAGCCUGAUUCCGACUCAGUUUGUCGGCAGUGUUGAACUGAUACCCCUCUUGUAUGCAUGCAUUCACAUGUGUGGAGUAACAAGGUAUACAUGCCAUUCGAUUGUGUCUUCACAUGUAGGUGAAUAUACCGUACUUUUGUAAAGUUAGAACUGGCAAGUAAGUUGUAUAAAUGUUGGUACACAUUUAUGCAAACUGGAAUUUGCAUUUAUCCAUUUACACGUAUGUGAAAAUAUACAGAUGUGUGCAAAUGCACGUAGAUUUGCGUGGGUUUCAUGACAAUUAUCAUGUAGUUGUUUCUGAAAUGAGCCUAUGUUUGUUCGGAUACAGUGGGUAAAGGGAAGUAACUCGGUUUAAUUGUAACGUCUGUCAGCUGUCAAUACGGCUAACCUGUACGCAUGAAUGUCGACAAGAUAAAUUCGUUAUCAACCAAUCCAUCGGUACAUAAAAGCGAUAAAAAGGUAAAGGGUAAAAGUAUGUUUGCAGCCGGGUGUACAUAUAUUCAUAUUCAAAUAACUGUAAAACGAUACGAAUCAAGCUCAGUCAUAACAUUAUUGUUUUGAGGAAAAUGAAAUGUAUAAUUAAUUAAACUAUGAAUGCAUUUAAUAGAUGGCUACCCGGAACGGAAACAAAAUCAAGGAUAAUUUCCUGACGUGCUCCAUCUGCUCCGAGACGUACACAGACCCGUGUACACUGACCUGCCACCACACCUUCUGUCAGAGAUGUAUCCAGAAGUACAUCCAAACCAGACCAGAUGCUGUGCAGUCCAAAACGAUCCCAUGUGCCUGCUGUGGACAAGAUACCAUGGUCCCCCACCCCAGCAGGCCAGUGGAGGAGUGGGCUGGGCAGAUCAAACCCAGCAUCAUUCUACAGAAGUUGACACACAAACCAGUGUUAACAAACAAUUGCUGCACAAUCUGUCAGCAACUAGGGGAGAUAACUGCAGGAGUCUUGUGGUGUCCUGAAUGCGAAGUGGACCUCUGUGAAAGAUGCGUGAAGAUACAUUGGGUGAGCCCUAUGUCAAGUGACCAUGACCUCUUUGACCUGCAAACCAGAGAUAAGGGGGGAGAGUGUAAAAGCGACAAGCCAGUCCCACAGAGGGAGACGGCUGACCACAAUAACCAAGGUAAAGGUAAUCUGAAGGCACCACUGCUGGUUAACACCAUUGAUAUCUAUCGAAUCAGUGGCAAAAUGUCCUUCAAUAUCCGUGACGUUGCAGUCCUGGAUGUUGACGGUGUACAGACAGAUGUAGUCACUGACGGGGACAAUCACUGCAUAACAUCGUUCUACACCAGAAAAAAGACGUCACGUUUCAGUACGGGUCGUGUGAAACAAUCUCCAUGGGGUGUAACACAGCUGAAAGAGAAGCAGGUACUGGUUGCCGUCCCCGAAUCAUGUGAGAUUGUAACAGUGGGUGUCAGCCCUGGCCUGGCGCUGCUAUCAACCAUCACAACACGUACUGGGUACUACAGUCUCGCUGUUCUGAGUCCUUCAUCUCUAGCAGCAAGUACAGACAAUUGUGUUGAUAUCCUGGAUAUGUCGGGGCUCGAGUUGAGGUCAGUUAAUGCAUACAACAAUAUGCGACUAUUUACCUACCCCGACUACAUGUGUGUCAACAACAAGGGCAACAUACACGUGUCUGACUGGGGGGAGAAGUCUGUGACAUGUCUAACAUCAGAGGGGGAUGUUGUGUGGAGAUACGUCCCUACCGGAGACAGGGUACUCGGUGUUCCUCAUGGUAUUUCCACUGCCGGGACGGGAGACAUACUUCUGGUGGACAGUAAUUCCAACAAGGUCAUACAACUGACAGAGACGGGAGAGUUUGUCAGAGACCUGCUCACGUCAGACGGUAACGUGUCUGGCCUGAAGAGUAUUUUCUGUCAUGCACGCGAAUCCUUCUUUAUCUGUUGUAAUGCUGAAGUGAAGGAGUACAAAUGUAGUCGAUACUAAUUCGGUCGUGCUACAACGUGAGACCAAGACAACUGACAAAAAACAAGGUUUAGUCGAGAUCCAGUACCAAGUAGUAUGAUAAGUAUCCGCUCAACAAACCAAGUCCUCAACAGGAUUGUGGACGAUAACAAUAGUGAUUAGUGUCAGAGUAUAAAACGAAAACUAUUGAAACUCACAAGGUACAUGUUCCAUGUCACAACGUUUAGCUUACUAAAUAUAUAUACAAUUACUUUCUGUAAAAUAGUAGUAUAUGAAGCAUAAAUAAAGAUGACACUACAAUUCCGACCACACCCAUAAUGGUAUUGCAGUGUUGGAGGACUGUUGUGAAAAACAUGAUUUUAUUUCUUCAGGGCACGCAAUUUUGUUUGGAAAGGAGAAUCCGAACAAUUUAUUUUUUUCACAAUGCUUUUUUUCAGGACAGACAGAGAACAAUUUUUUGUGAUAAAAUCUGAUAAAUAAUUACUUCUUUAACAUUUAUUCAAAUGGUUCACGAAUUUGUCUUCAAAAUGCAUCUUCUUUUUCUUUGUUUCUGAAUAACCAUGUCGUUUUAUUCGUCAUAAUGGGCUGCGAGGUCGUUAUACGUAAUAACCACGUCAUUGAUAAUUAUUGGUUUUAUACUAUGUCCAUGCACGCAAGUCGCAAAUUGUUUGCCUGGCUUCAUUAUCUGUAUGUUAUUUACCUGUGUUUAUCAUCUAUGUAGAAGUUACCUGUAUUCAUCAUCUUUGUAGUAUUUACCUGUAUCCAUUUUCUGUGUACUAUCUAUAUUCCCUAUCUGUGUAGUAUUUACCUGGCUUUGUCAUAUAUGUAGUAUGUGCCUAACUUCGUCAUAUAUGUGAAAAUGUGAUAUAUUUGAUGAAUAAAGUGGACACAAA